AUGGCCAUCGCAGCAAUUCCCCGUGGGCCAGUAACGGCCAAGCUCAAUUUCUAUAAGCCGCCAGCUGACGGCGCAAAGCCAUUCAACUACGUCGAGACGCCUCCUGAGGGAGAGCCGCAAAGGAAUUAUUCUGAUGAGACAGCCGAGGUCACAAUCAACGAUGUUCGCGGUCGCGAGGACCAGUACACCCUCGACAAGGAUGCCUUUGCCAUAGUGAAAGAUGUGCCGCCUUCCAAGGAGCAAGACUUCGCUGACGACAAGUCUAUUGAGGCAAACUACUACCCCGAGCUGGAGGAACUGCUCUUGAAGCAUGUUCCUGGAGCUUACAAGGUCGUCUUCUUCGACCAUACCAUCCGCCGAGCGGACCCCAACGCCCACCGAAAUCCAGUGAAUCGUACACAUAUAGAUCAGACCAGUACCUCGGCCGUACUACGUGUCAAACGUCACUUAGGAGACGAUGCCGAGAAACUUCUGGCCGGCCGAUACAGAAUCAUCAACGUCUGGCGACCCCUAAAUAAAAACCCUGUCGAGUCCUUCCCUCUUGCAUUCGCAUCAUCAAACACAGUUGAGGAUAGCGAUAUCAUUCCCAUCGAGCAUCGUUAUAACAAUGGUUACACUGGUGAGACAGCAGGUAUAAGGUAUAAUCCUGGUCAAAAAUGGAACUACCUGAGCGGUAUGACGGGCAAUGAGCGACUUCUCCUGGAAUGCUUCGACAGCGAAGGGUUGAAGAAGGGUUCUGGUGUCGAAGGCGGUAGGCUGGCACAUACAGCUUUCGAGGAUCCGCGUACUCGUCCCGAUGCGGAGGGUCGUGAAAGCAUUGAGGUCCGGACUCUUGUCUUUGGGCCUUGA
This is a messenger RNA of Phaeoacremonium minimum UCRPA7, 849 nucleotides long. Its product is annotated as putative 7alpha-cephem-methoxylase p8 chain related protein. The transcript has a single exon. The record is from RefSeq and is a predicted model, not a curated record. The coding region runs from base 1 to 849 and encodes 282 amino acids. Lineage: Eukaryota; Fungi; Ascomycota; Sordariomycetes; Togniniales; Togniniaceae. Gene Ontology annotation, molecular function: oxidoreductase activity.